This is a messenger RNA of Pogona vitticeps (central bearded dragon), 879 nucleotides long. RefSeq names its product fibrinogen-like protein 1-like protein. Gene Ontology annotation, biological process: platelet aggregation; blood coagulation, common pathway; fibrinolysis. NCBI's taxonomy places the organism in Eukaryota, Metazoa, Chordata, Lepidosauria, Squamata, Agamidae. The record is from RefSeq and is a predicted model, not a curated record. Gene Ontology annotation, molecular function: protein-macromolecule adaptor activity; extracellular matrix structural constituent. Gene Ontology annotation, cellular component: fibrinogen complex.
AUGGUCACAUCUUUUUCUUCUUCACACCAGGUUUCCAAGAUGCUACUUCAUUCAGCUCUUAGUUUGUGCUUUCUUGUUGCUUUUGUUGGAAGUUCUUUGUCACCUUUCACACAGGAUGAGCUGUACUCAAAAAUUGGCAAUAACCAUAUGCUGGCAAAAAAGGAUGUUGUGUCCCUGAUCAAUGUCCAGAAACCUCUGCUCUAUGAAGAAUUCCUGGCAAGAGACUGCAGGGCUGCCUUUCUCCGAGGUCGGAAGCGAAGUGGCCUCUACAUCAUCCGUCCCAAAUUUUCUCCUUUGCUGGUGGUCUAUUGUGAUAUGGAGCAUGAUGGGGGUGGCUGGACAGUCUUGCACAGAAACCUUCUCAGCCAAAAGUCGCCAUCGUGGUCAAACAACUGGGAUGCUUAUAAGUAUGGCUUCGGAAACCUGCUGGGGAACCACUGGCUUGGCAAUGAAUUCAUGCACCGCUUAACUAAGCAGAACGCCUUCUCUGUGAGAUUUGUUAUAAUUGACAGCAAUGGGCAAAUCAAGCAUGCAGAUUAUCAAAGUUUUAGAGUUGAUGGUGAAGACACCGGUUAUGCUUUGAGACUAGGGAACUAUUCAGGGAAUGCAGGAGAUGCAUUGACCUCUUGGGGUGAAGCAGGAAUCCAUGACAACAUGAGGUUUUCAGCCAGAGAUCAGGAUCAUGACCGUAGGGUCUCUACAAACUGUGCACUAGAAAAUGGUGGUGGGUGGUGGUAUGAUAACUGUUACUCAGCCCUGUUAACCAGUAAUAACCAGAUUUACUGGAAAGGGUUGUGCACAGAGCUUAGCAGCUGCUCCUUAGCUUCCAUCAUGAUUAGACCAAAUGGGAAGAACUGCAACAAAUAUUCAAAAUCCUAA